CUACAAAUGAAUAUAACACCAGUGAGGACUGGGGUCUUAUUAUGGAUAUAUGUGACAAAGUUGGAAGCACUCCUAAUGGAGCAAAGGACUGCCUUAAAGCCAUCAUGAAGAGAGUAAAUCAUAAAGUUCCCCAUGUGGCUUUGCAAGCACUUACACUUUUAGGAGCCUGUGUAUCAAACUGUGGAAAAAUAUUUCACUUAGAAGUGUGUUCUCGUGAUUUUGCGACUGAAGCUCGAGGUAUAAUAAAUAAGGCUCAUCCAAAAGUAUGUGACAAGCUAAAAACUCUAAUGGUGGAGUGGUCAGAAGAGUUUCAGAAAGAUCCUCAGUGUAGCUUAAUAUCUGCAACUAUUAAAUCUUUAAAAGAAGAAGGUGUGACUUUUCCUGCAGCUGGAUCGCAGGCUACCACAAAUGCUGCUAAGAAUGGUUCAUCAUUAAGUAAAAACAAAGAAGAUGAAGAUAUAGCUAAAGCUAUUGAAUUGUCUUUGCAAGAGCAGAAACAGCAACAAAUGGAAACUAAAUCCUUGUACCCACCCGCAGAAGUUCAGCAAAACAAUCAGAACGCGAGGAAGGUGCGAGCUCUGUAUGACUUUGAAGCUGUCGAGGACAAUGAGCUCACCUUUAAAAGUGGAGAAAUUAUUUUUGUUUUGGAUGACAGUGAUGCCAAUUGGUGGAAAGGUGAAAAUCAUAGAGGAGUAGGACUGUUUCCAUCUAAUUUUGUGACUUCUGAUUUAACUGUGGAACCCGAGACAGCAACUGUGGAUAAAAAUUCUGUUCCCGAGGAUACUACAGAAGAAAUUAAGAAAGCAGAACCUGAGCCAGUUUAUAUAGAUGAGGAUAAGAUGGAUAAAACACUGCAAGUACUUCAGAGUAUAGACCCUACGGAUUUGAAGCUUGAUUCUCCAGAUCUUCUAGACUCAGAAGAUAUUUGUCAACAGAUGGGUCCAAUGAUAGAUGAAAAACUAGAAGAGAUAGAUAGAAAACAUUCAGAGUUAUCAGAGUUGAACGUGAAAGUUCUAGAAGCUCUGGACCUCUAUAACAAACUGAUGAAUGAAACACCGAUGUAUUCAGCCUACUCAAAGCUCCACCAUCCUGCACAAUACCCACCUACGUCUUCUGGUGUCUCGGUGCAGUCAUAUCCUGUACAGCCACCUAGUGGAACCUACAUGAUGCCGGGUGUUCACCAAGUCCCCAUUUCCCCCGCUUACAGCCUGGGACCUGAGCAGAUCGGGCAGCUGAGGUCUCUGCCUCCGAGUAUAAAUUCUUCUGGAGCAACUCCGCCAGCUCAAGCUGCGUAUUUAAGCCCAGGACCGGAUUCUGUGUUAAACCAGACGUACGUGAACCAGAACGCUGGCCUUUCGUCGGCCGCCAGCGCAGCUGCUUACACCCAGCAGCAGAUGGGAAUGUCGGUGGAUAUGUCGGCUUACCAGAGUAAUGCAUCCAGUUUGCCUCAAGGACCAGCUUAUCCCGUGGCAGUUCCUGCUCAUUCCGCUCUACAGCAACAAACAAAUUACCAUCAGCAGCCUCUCCUUUAAAAACAAACCAGCUCGUAUUCCUGAAUUAAUGAACAAAGGUUGCCUGACCUAAUGAUUCUUAUGAAUACCUGUCACAGAUAU
Opisthocomus hoazin is the source of this 1613-nucleotide messenger RNA. The record is from RefSeq and is a predicted model, not a curated record. Lineage: Eukaryota; Metazoa; Chordata; Aves; Opisthocomiformes; Opisthocomidae.